GCGCGUGAGGCGUUUAAAUGUGUUUCACCUGAUUACAGCGCUGCGCUGCCUGCCCCAGUUCCCAGUCCUCUCCGCAAAAAAGACUCAGAGAGAGACACAGGUGGCACUUAGCAACAAGCCUACUCCAUUAUCGACCAGACCUAUUCCAUUUCAAGAAUUCUACUGGGUAGGAUCACAUUUCACUAAAAGUUUGGGCUCUUCACUCUGGAAUUUGACUUCGAGUUGAAGGCCUUUUGUACUUCUUGCGGUCAGCCUUUCCACUUCCCUGAGAGGACCUCCUAAGGUACCCCAUACGAAAUAGUCUCUCUAACAUGGGAUCACUUACUUCCUGUGAAUGAGUUCAACAGUUCAUCCCUAUCUUCAUGACCCGUUCUGGGACUGCGAAAAAUUUACCAGGGUGGCCUGUUAUCCACUUGACUUCUGGUGGUCAUUGUUUUUAGACUAGUGAAUGUCAGUUCUGGCCCUUGGAGACUCGAGUCUGUCUCCCAGUUGUGAUUCCCCAGACCUCCGCUCUUUUAGAAGAGAAGCAGGAAAUAACCAGGUCUCAGAGUCCAGUGUCGUUUGAGGAUGUGGCUGUAGAUUUCACCCAGGAGGAGUGGCAGUGACUGGACCCUGUACAAGGAUGUGAUGCUGGAGAACCUCAGCUACCUGGUCUCAGUGGGGUAUCCAGCUUCCAAACCAGAUGUCAUCUCUAAGUUGGAACAAAGAGAAGAGCCAUGGAUUAUAAAGGGAGACCUAUCAAAUGGGAUCUAUCCAGGUUCUAAAGUCAAAUCCAAAGACAACAACAACAAAAAGAACAUUGUACAGUAAAGAAGAUUGGCAGGUUGCAAGAUGGAGAGUCCUGUAUGGCAGAGUCCUGUGGGAGCGUCCAUCCAACAGCCAGCAAGGACCUGAAUGCCCUAAGGCCAGCAAUCAGUGAAUUCUGUCAACAGUCAUAAGCCAGCUCCUGCAUCCUGAGGUGGACUUGAGAAGCGGGAAGACCACUGCCAUGUCAUGAAGAUAGCCAAAUAGUCUAAAAAAAGGCCCAUCCGGCAUCUGUCCUUCUAGAUGAGAGCAGAAAAUGAUGAAGUCCCAGACAUCAUCAGUUACAUGAUAUGCAGUCCUCUAAAGAGAAAGCAGGUUAAUUUCUCAUGGGAAGAAAUGGUUUCUUGCCAUGGGUUAGUAUCAUUCAAGGAUGUGGCUGUGGAUUUCACCCAGGAGGAGUGGCAACAGCUGGACCCUGCUCAAAGGACCCUUUACAGGGAUGUGAUGCUGGAGAACUUCAGCCACCUGGUCUCAAUGGGGCAUCCAGUUUCCAAACCAGAUGUCAUCUCCAAGUUGGAACAAGGAGAAGAUCCAUGGAUCAUAAAAAGAAACAUAUCAAAUUGGAUCUAUCCAGACAGGAAGAGUAACCUUGACAAUCCUCAAUCAUGUAUUUUGGGAUCUUUUUCCAUCCAUAAUAAGACACUGAAAGGAAUCACAAAGGAUGAUUCAUUGUACUCCAUUUUAAAAAUCUGUCAAGGUGAUGGCCAGCUACAGAGAUGUCCGGAAAACCAAGACAGAAUUUUCAGUCAAGUAACAGUUAUCAACAACAAAACAGUGACUGUGGAGUCGGGCCAUAAAUAUAAUACAUUGGGAAAAAUAUUUCAAGAGUACAUAGAGCCAGGUACUUCAAGACAAAGCCCCCAUAACUAUGAUAUAUUUCAAAAGUAUUUGAAAUCUAAUAUUGACCUAUCUAGUUGUAAUAAGAUCAAUUCAAGAAAACCCCCUGAUGAGAAUUUUGGAUAUGGAAAAUCAUCUAGUCAAGAUGCAUCUAAUUCUAAUCUUGAGAAAAUUCAAAAUGGAUUAAUACCCUGUGAUGAUAAUCAGUGUGGAAACAUUUUCAUCCACAAGCAAUCCCUUAUUCAGUAUCAGAAUGCUGAAACUAAAGAGAAAACCUGUAUAUGUAUUACAUGUGGAAAAGCCUUUGCUAAGAAGUCACAACUUAUUGUACACCAACGAAUUCAUACUGGAAAGAAACCAUAUGAUUGUGGUGCGUGUGGGAAAGCCUUUAGUGAGAAGUUUCAUCUCAUUGUACAUCAGAGAACUCAUACUGGGGAGAAACCUUAUGAAUGUUCUGAAUGUGGGAAAGCAUUCUCUCAAAAGUCAUCCCUCAUUAUACAUCAGAGAGUUCACACUGGGGAAAAACCAUAUGAAUGUAGUGACUGUGGGAAAGCUUUCUCCCAGAAGUCACCCCUCAUUAUACAUCAGAGAAUUCACACUGGAGAGAAACCUUAUGAAUGCAGAGAGUGUGGGAAGGCCUUCUCCCAGAAGUCACAGCUGAUUAUACACCAUAGAGCUCAUACUGGGGAAAAGCCAUAUGAGUGUACCGAAUGUGGAAAAGCCUUCUGUGAGAAGUCCCACCUCAUUAUACAUAAAAGAAUUCACACUGGAGAGAAACCCUACAAAUGUGCUCAAUGUGAGGAAGCCUUUAGCAGGAAGACAGAACUUAUUACACAUCAGUUAAUUCAUACUGGGGAGAAACCUUAUGAAUGUACUGAAUGUGGGAAGACCUUCUCCCGGAAGUCACAGCUCAUCAUACAUCAGAGAACACAUACUGGAGAGAAACCCUAUAAAUGCAGUGAAUGUGGAAAGGCCUUCUGUCAGAAAUCACAUCUCAUUGGACAUCAGAGAAUUCACACAGGAGAAAAGCCUUAUAUAUGUACCGAAUGUGGGAAAGCCUUCUCUCAAAAGUCUCACCUCCCAGGACAUCAGCGAAUUCAUACAGGAGAGAAACCUUAUAUAUGUGCUGAAUGUGGGAAAGCCUUUUCCCAGAAGUCAGACCUUGUUUUGCAUCAGAGAAUUCAUACUGGGGAAAGACCCUAUCGAUGUGGUACAUGUGGAAAAGCCUUCAUUCAGAAGUCACAACUCACCGUGCACCAGAGAAUUCAUAAUAAUAGUAAAACUGUAAUGAACUGAACACAAGAAAGCCUUCAGUAUUAGCUCAAGCCUUAACAAAUACUGGAACUCUGAUGAAUUCGAUAAGUUUGUGGAAGAUAUCAUUAUAGAUACAAUUUUACAGGAGAAUUCAUAUCUGUAGUGUGAUGAUACCUAACUCAGCAAAGGUGAUGGAAAUUAUGUAAAUGAAGGACAUUUUCAAAAUGGCAUGUAAAGCUUUUAAAGGUACAAACUGAGUGAUCAGUAAAACAAAUUAUGUAUCAGAAUGUUGUCAAGUUACAUAUUCCUCAUUAUGCCACAUAACAAUAACCAGACAUUGUGAAAUUGCUAAUAUUAGCUUAUCAUAAUUUCGGCCAUAUGGCAAUUCUCUAUAAAAGACAUGAAGAAAGGUCGAGUAAAAAAAAAGUCAAUUCCUGGAAACUGCAUUAUAUGGAGGGACUUAGCUUGACUCCUAAAGGUAUAUAUCUAAUAUUCAUGUACAAAGAUGGAAAGAUGGGUUAAUCAAAUUCAAUAAAGGUCAUGUUUGUGUGCUUUCCCAUCUCAAGUAUAUAAGUUGACCUGUAUUUCUGGAAGUAUCCUGGACCUUGAAAUAGAUGCUUCCUGACCAGGUCUCCCCUUUACUUUCCCUCCCUGGGAAUUUGGAAUAGUGGAAAGACUUUGGUUCUGAACCAGAUGGUCUUGGAUUUACAUACUGGCUCAACUACUCAGAUCGUGUGACUUCGGGCAAGCUUGCUUCACCUGUCUGAAUAUUUUUUCUUAUUGAUAAAUAAAAGUACAGCGUAGGACAUAUUUUUAAUUAAUAUUAGUUCUUUUUAACCUUUCUUUUCUAUUCUACUACAACAGGAUGCUAAGAUUAAUGUGUAAAAGACACAUCUGAACUGCUUUGUACUCCAGACACUCUUGCUUUUGAUCUCCCAUUCCAAUGACUGGUUCAUUUUACUGUCUUUGAUCCUGGUGGCCUUGAUUCUUGGUAUGUUAAAGUGACAUUUUAUUAUACUUUUAUUAUGUUUUACAUACACUUAUAUAAAUUGUGGCGAAUGCACAUAAA
This is a messenger RNA of Pteropus alecto (black flying fox), 3964 nucleotides long. RefSeq names its product zinc finger protein 300 (gene ZNF300). Gene Ontology annotation, molecular function: DNA-binding transcription factor activity; RNA polymerase II cis-regulatory region sequence-specific DNA binding. NCBI's taxonomy places the organism in Eukaryota, Metazoa, Chordata, Mammalia, Chiroptera, Pteropodidae. Gene Ontology annotation, biological process: regulation of transcription by RNA polymerase II. The transcript is spliced from 13 exons. Bases 1048 to 2937 code for a protein of 629 amino acids. The record is from RefSeq and is a predicted model, not a curated record.